AUGGCGGAAGAAAGAGCAACAGUGACAGAGUCUUUACUUGUUAGGGAAGAACAUGGUGAUGGUGGUGGUGAGCUGCAGACUAGUUCAAGUGUCACUACUACUCUUGUUCUUGGCACCUUUGUGGCAGCUUCCAUUUCCUUUGGUUUUGAAUGUGUUAUGGGAUAUCCACCUACCACUCAGUCUGUGAUCAUGGAGGACCUGGGUCUUUCUCUUGCAGAGUAUUCACUUUUUGGUUCAAUGUUAAAUGCUGGAUCGAUUGUAGGUGCAUUAGCAAGUGGGAAGACAACAGAUCUCCUUGGUCGUAAAUGUACUAUGUGGGUUUUGAACUUAUUCUACAUUGUGGGAUGGCUUGCAAUAGCAUUUGCAAAGGUUCCAUGGGUGCUUGAUGUAGGAAGAUUAUUGCUAGGAUUCAGGAAUGGAAUUGCUGGUUAUUUGGUAGCUGUGUAUGUUGCGGAGAUAACACCCAAGAAUCUUAGGGGAAGAUUUACAGCUCUAGUACAGAUGAUUGGUGUCGUAGGCGUUUCCAUGAUAUAUGUAAUUGGUCCUUUCAUCAAUUGGCGCGUCUUGGCUCUAAUAGUUAAACCACCUCCAGCCAGGAUUGGAAAGCUCAGUUGGGAAAUCAAGGAAUAG
Molecule: messenger RNA, 630 nt
Organism: Durio zibethinus
Lineage: Eukaryota; Viridiplantae; Streptophyta; Magnoliopsida; Malvales; Malvaceae
Product: sugar transporter ERD6-like 15
Biological process (GO): transmembrane transport
Cellular component (GO): membrane
Molecular function (GO): transmembrane transporter activity
Source: RefSeq, a predicted model, not a curated record